This is a messenger RNA of Diuraphis noxia (Russian wheat aphid), 1705 nucleotides long. RefSeq lists its product as uncharacterized. The record is from RefSeq and is a predicted model, not a curated record. Lineage: Eukaryota; Metazoa; Arthropoda; Insecta; Hemiptera; Aphididae.
GGUGAGAAAUUAUGUGAAAAAACGAAGUGGCCCUAGUUAUACUCCAAAUGAUUUAGAAAAAGCUGUGAAUGCUGUUAAAAGCGGAAGUCUUACAUAUAAUCAAGCUUUUGAAGAAUUUAAUGUUCCUAAGGCAGUAGUUUUUAACCGUAUAAAAGGAAGAAAAACUCCAAUGUCAUGUACAAAAGCUGGUCGGUCUCGUGUUUUCUCUGAUGAGAUAGAAUUAGUACUUGAAAAAUGUUUAAUAGCUAGAUCAAAAAUGGGUUAUCCAUGCGAUAAAAAUGAAUUUAAAGAAUUAGUUGGACAUUUUAUUAAGCAAAGUAAUUUUAUCACACCAUUUAAAAAUGGUAUUCCUGGAGAUGACUGGUAUUACGGAUUUAUGAAAAGGCAUCCUAAAUUAUCAUUUAAAAAACCUGAACAACUACAAAAAGUAAGAAAAGAUGCUAGAAAGCCAGAAGUAGUAUACGAUUUUUAUGAAAAACUGAUGGAUGUUGUUGUGGCAAAUAAUAUGCAGAAUCGCCCAGAGUUCUUUUUUAAUGCAGAUGAGAGUGGGUUCCACACAGACCCUUCAAAACUAAAAGCAAUUGGUGAAAAAGGACAACCUCUUAAUCGUAUAGUUGGAGGUUCAGGUAGAGAAUCAAUUUCUGUAUUAGCAUGUGUAUCAGCUGAUGGUAAAUAUUUAYCACCAUUAAUAGUUUUCAAAGGAUGUGCCGUUCAAGCUCGAUGGACCUCACCUAAAGCCUAUCCAGGAACAUUUUAUGCUGUUAGUAAGAACGGUUGGAUGGAAGAGUCUGUAUUUUUUAACUGGUUUAGUAAGUGUUUUGUUCAUCAUGUACAACAACUUCGUCAAUAUAAUAACAAUGAAAGCCAAACUGCUCUCCUUUUAUUUGAUGGGCAUUGUUCACACAUAAGUAUUAGGAUAUUGAAAUCUGCUAUUGACAAUAACAUAGUGUUGGUAAAAUUUCCUAGUCAUCUAACAGAUAAAAUUCAACCACUUGACAAGUGUGUUUUUGGUCCGUUAAAAUUUGCAUGGGAUAAAAAACUUAUUCAAUUUGGUAAACAAAUGGUAGGUAAAGGAGUUGGAAGAUUGACAAAAGGCAAAUUUUCAGAGCUAUUGGGUAGUGUGUGGUUGGAGUCAAUGAAAUCUGUAAACAUUAUAUCAGGUUUUAAAAAUACAGGUACAUUUCCAGUUGACUCGGCUAUGUUUCCAGAAGAUUUGUUUGAUCCAAUUGACCUCAAAGAGUACAAAAAUAAAAAAUACCAAGAACAGUUGCAGACAAUUGAAAUACUUAAGGAAUUUAACCAACCUACUACUUCUAUUGAAUUAACUGAGCCUACCAAUAUUAUUCCUGAAAUCAGUUUUAACUCUGAAUCUUUCACAAGCUUAACAGAAAAUAAUUGUUUACCUUUUAAUGAAAUUAAUUCUGAAUUUCUUGAUUAUCCAAUCUACAUAGAACAACAUGAUUUAUCUACAUAUUGUAAUAGUAAGAAUACAAGUGAUUUAGCUUCAACCUCUAUAGAACAUAAUAAUUUAUCUACAAGUUAUAAUAMAAUUGAUAAUUUAGGAACAACAGCUCUAUCUGAUAUAACGCCAGUUGAUAUCAUUGGGAUUUUUUCAAAUCAAUUAAUAAAUUUAAAAUCUCAAAAUAUAACACCUGUUGUUCCCAAACAACAAAUACCUCGUUUAAAAACUGCUAUGUAUGGUGAA